Molecule: messenger RNA, 5067 nt
Organism: Neogale vison (American mink)
Lineage: Eukaryota; Metazoa; Chordata; Mammalia; Carnivora; Mustelidae
Gene: RAB8B
Product: RAB8B, member RAS oncogene family
Exons: 8
Coding region: 84-707 (207 amino acids)
Biological process (GO): regulation of exocytosis; cellular response to insulin stimulus; protein secretion
Cellular component (GO): synaptic vesicle; endosome; plasma membrane
Molecular function (GO): GTPase activity; GTP binding
Source: RefSeq, a predicted model, not a curated record
GACACGCCCCCUCGUCCGCGGCCCCCUCCCCGCCUCUCUCCGCCGCUUCUCUCGCUCUCCGGUCAGAGGGCCGGAGCGAGAAGAUGGCGAAGACGUACGAUUAUCUGUUCAAGCUGCUGCUGAUCGGCGACUCCGGGGUAGGCAAGACUUGCCUCCUAUUCCGCUUCUCCGAGGACGCCUUCAACACCACCUUCAUCUCCACCAUCGGAAUUGAUUUUAAAAUCAGAACGAUAGAACUGGAUGGAAAGAAAAUUAAGCUUCAGAUAUGGGACACAGCAGGUCAGGAAAGAUUUCGAACCAUCACAACGGCAUACUAUAGAGGAGCCAUGGGAAUUAUGCUGGUCUAUGACAUCACAAAUGAAAAGUCCUUUGACAAUAUUAAAAAUUGGAUAAGAAACAUUGAAGAGCAUGCCUCCUCAGAUGUUGAAAGAAUGAUCCUGGGUAACAAAUGUGAUAUGAAUGACAAAAGACAAGUGUCAAAAGAAAGAGGAGAGAAGUUAGCUAUUGACUAUGGGAUUAAAUUCUUGGAGACAAGUGCAAAAUCCAGUACAAACGUAGAGGAGGCAUUUUUUACACUUGCACGAGAUAUAAUGACAAAACUCAACAGAAAAAUGAAUGACAGCAAUUCAUCAGGGUCAGGUGGACCAGUGAAAAUAACAGAGAACCGAUCAAAGAAGACCAGUUUCUUCCGUUGUUCGCUACUUUGAUGAACUCAGUUUCUGAGAGACUGCAGCACACCUAAAGGACCCUUUCCUGCUUCUCUGAAAGCACAGGUCAGCCAGCCUCAGAAUCACACCGCCUGGCUGCUGCUGAGAGCACCACUGAACCUAGACUUCUCAACACAGAAUGCCAUGUGGAUUCCAGCCUCAUGGCCUAUCACGUUCACAGGCUCCUUUUUUCAAACAUGGAAGCAAUGAAGUGGAGACAUACGCAGGACUUAACUUGUUUUUCCUUUGGUUUGUCCCAGAAGCUGCUAUCUUUUCUUUUUCACUUUGCACAUCAGUGUUAGCCUAUUCCUGCUACAGCACAGUUUCAGACUCAUAUUUGCACACUUUUGCCUCAUUAUAAGUUCUAGACAAAUUUGUGCACCUGCGGAUGUUUGGAAAAGUAAAACAUUUAAAGCAGAAGUUAACAUACUAAAAUUAAAAGAAGUUUAGUCUGGGUCGUGUGGCCAGAUAGAAUUUUUUUAAGGGCUCUAAUUUGUGAUUUCCUUAAAUAAGAAUCAUUAAAUUCUGAUAAAAGUGAUCUUAAAAAUUCAUUUAAAAUGUCCUUCUAUUCAUCAGAGGCCAUAAUUCCUUUAUUUCUUCAGGUUAUUUAGAAUUUUGCUUCAUUCCUGACCUUUUUGUUGGAAAGUUUGGGUAGCUGAAUAAGUCACUUUUUCAAUCGAUUACCUCUCUCUGAUCACUAGAAGCUACAUUUGGAAAUCACCUUAAUAUUGCGUUUCCUGGGGGUUAUAUUUACUGUUCUCUCCUAUGUUUGACCUCUUGUAACCACUCAGUGAUCAAAAACAUAACGUAUUUGAACAUUGUUGUCUGUUUCUAAUUGUGAACUUCUUGAGCUGAAAUUUUACAUAGGCAAAGAGAUGUACCAUUUAGAUCUUAUUUUAGCAUCUUAUUGUGGUUCUGUCAUAUCAGCAUCGUAAUACAUGCAAUGUAUUUUUUCUUAAGUUCACUCUUUAACUUGCUGGUUUCGUUUGUAAUACCCAGUCUCUACUGUGAUCCCUGUCUGCAAAAGUUAACAAGUAUUGGAUUUAGAUUUUUGUUUGUAGAAAGCUUACCUAUAGGGAGAUAGAUUAACUUGUUGCUAUCAAGUGUAACAGAGAUAGCUCUUGGUAAUGGUAAACAGAAUGAUUUUUUGUUCUGUUUUUACUUGAGCUCCCUUCUUCUUCUCCCCCCCCCUUCCUCCUCCUCCUCCUCCUCCUCCUCCUUCUUCUUCUUCUUCUUUAAACAAAGGUAAUUAGACCUAGUACAGCCUCUAGGAAAAGUCUUGCCUUUUUGUUAGAGAAAAUAGGAGCAAGAUUUUCCAUUUUAAAACAUCUGUUAUUGAAUGUGUAGAACCCGGUUCCAUCUGUUUGGGUUUAUUGUUAUAGAACUCGGUCCAGUCAUUUGGGCCAAAACCAGCCAAAAGCUCAGCUGCCUUUCUAACCAGACAGUGGUACUGGGAUACCUUUUGUAGAUGAAACCUUCACAUAAGAAAAAAAUAAAAAGCUAUUUAGUGUUAACUUAUGUGCCAAAUUCAGAUCAUGUUGUUGUUAUUCUAGCCUUCGAUGUCAUAAUACAGCAGGGAGUAAUGAGUAGGUGAUUAGGGAAAUGAAUUCUGCUAAUAAUUAUCCUUCCUGUUAGGCUUUUUAUGUUUCAUGAAGGUUACCAUCAUGCUUGACAGUUGAGAGUGGAGAUGAAAAUGGAAAUGAAUUGCUUGUUCAAGCAAUGGAUUCAAGCAAAUGGAUUGCUUCAAAUCAAGACAUAACUAAUUGGAAUGCUUGGACCCAUCAGACCUUUACUAUUGUUUGAAAACUUGUGUACAGUUUAGCAGCUGCAAAUAUACCAGAGCUAUUUUUGAUGCAUACACUAAACUUCAUGUUGGCAGAUCUCAGCCUUCUUGAUUUCGUUUGUUUGUUUGUAUUUACCUAUAGGCCUACAGGCACCUGGUUAUAUCCCAGUCUAAUCAGUAGUUGCUUGAUUGAAAGUUGAUUGUACAUCUACCAUAUUAAAAUUAGCUCAGUUUUUGGAAAGAAAAAAUAAUUUCUUAGAACCAUCUCUUAUUUACUAAUUUUCUGAAAAAGAUCCAAGCAGUUAAGCUUUCUGAAUGGUAACGAAAUACUUUCUAAAAGGCAAGUGCUAGGACACCAUGUAUGAAUGUAAUUCUCCUAGUAAUUUACCUCUGACUAUUUGGUGUCUUAACACUUUGGUUUAUAUCUCAGGGGUUGUCUGCAAACCAAAACUGACAUAUUCUGUGGUUAGCUUUUGUUUUUUUGUUUUUAAACACAAUGCUUUGCUUUUGUUUCAUUCCUUCUCUCUUCUUUUGUCUGAUGUGGGUUAAUAGUUAGUCUCCACGAUCUUCCCUUUGAAAGAGCCUGUAAAAGUUAGAUGAGUCUAAAAGUGCUCUUUGAAGUAGCAGCAAUUUGGAGGUAGAUCCUCUGUUAUAUAGAAAUAAAUCGUCCUUGCUAUUUUCUUACGUUUAGCUUUGCUAAAUUGUAUAUAAUUUGAGCUAAGACCAUAGGAAGUUCACUUUCUGCAUGGUAAAAUGACCCAAUAAAUAUUCCACUUUGCUUAAUAAUGUACAUAUAGUGCAUUAUUUUUUCUAUGUGUAGAUGAAUUUAGUGACAGAUAAUUGUCUGUUCCCUGCUGAAACUGAGGAAAGCUAGUUUGUGUGAAUAUGUUUGUGGUCUUACGGACAAGGUACAGAAAGGCGUUUGCAGCAGUAUUUGUGGUUCGGGGGCUGCACGUGACUAUCAGUGUGCUGACUCUUGACAAUGAUUGGACUAGACCUUUUCAAGUAGAGUCUGAGGAUUUCAGACACUGAAGAUGUGCUGUAACUCAGUAGCAUGUAAACCAGUUGAUUGUAAAACGUUUCACUGGGAAUUUAUUUUAGCUAUGUUUUACUUCGUACAGAUUAUGAGAAAAUAAUCCACCUGUGCAUUGGUUAGGAGGUGCCGCAGGGUUUCUUACUAUUUACAUGAACAUUUUGUGCAGUCUUUGUUAUAAAUGUUCAGAAGACUAUACUCUUUACUUUGAAGGACUAUUUUUCAUUAUACCUCAUUUAGCUAACUAGUAUUCUAAUACCUGAUAGAAAACCAGUGAGCCAGCCUUGAAGCCUCCAACACCAUUUAGAUUAUAUGUUUUGUUUUGGACUAAAGACAUCAUUGGAAAAGGUAGGAGAUAGCUUAUUCUAGAAUAGAACAUACAUGUCAUAGCCACUAGUGCGAACAAGGUAUGAUCUCCCUGUCUCCCUUAAGAAAUUUAGCUGUGCAAUAUAGAUGAACGUUUGCAGAAAUUUCUAAGUAAGAGAUUAUAAUUCCAUUUUACAGAUUCUGAAUGCUGAGAAUCUGUAUUAAGACUUAUAAAGUUUUUCCUGUGAACAGUAAGUGAUGCAUUUAAGCAGAUUUUAUUUUCUAGUUCAUGACUUAGCUUUCUUUAUAAAUUUAGUACUUAAUCUUUAAAGAUGAGCUUUUAAGCUUCAAAUUUUAAUACAGCAUUUCAUUAUGUUGGUUUACUUAUCUCAGAUUUUAAGCACUCAUUUCUGCCAUCAGGUUUUUUAGAAUUUUUCUUCUAACAGAAAAGACAUUCCUUUUCCCUUCUUGUUAUAUGCAAAGAAGGGAGGGAAAUGGAAUGUCCAAAAAAAAAAAAAAGAGAGAGAGAGAGAGAAAGAGAAGAGAGAUUUCUUGUCCUAGAGGGACCUAGAGGGAAUAUGCUAAUAAAAUUUUAAAUCUCAGCACAAUUUUACAGAGAAUCAGUCUUUUUUUUUUUUAAGACUAAUAAAAUUAACGCGAGUCCUGUUCAGUCUGAAAAAAUUCUAAAUGACUGAAAUUUACAGAAGUAAAUAUCAGCAAAUAAUUAUUUUAGGGAUAUUUUCAAAUUUUACUUCAUUUUUUGAAAUGCUUGUGCCAUAUGCGAUUGCAUUUCUUAUUGCCAAGAACUAAUAGAACUUCUGGUUUCAUUUUCUUACCUUUUUAAAAAUGUGAACUUAAUUAUUAUAAUUCAUUCCUAUGGCCUUACAGAUGGGUUAUAUUUUGUUUUUUGCAGCUGACACUGCAGUUCCUUCAGUGCAAAAUGCCAUAAACUAUUUGACUAAAAUCAUGCCCCCAAUGGGAAAUACUAGUUUUUCCAUAGAUUUAUCCUUCUGUAUAUGUUUCAGCAUAUUUUAUUUUUGCUUCAACAGCUUAAUGUGAAAAGCUCCUGCAGAUAAAGUGAACCUGUCAUGUGGUUAAUCUUGUUUAAGCCAAUUCAUUAACUGUAUACUGAUACUGAUGCUGUGGUUUGGUUUGGUUUUGUUUUUAAAUGGAUUUUAUUCCAGGUGAACUUUUUUUUACAGUAAUGUUCGUCUAAAAUAAAAACUACGUAAUGAAAA